Mandrillus leucophaeus (drill) is the source of this 4483-nucleotide messenger RNA. RefSeq names its product peroxisomal biogenesis factor 13 (gene PEX13). Gene Ontology annotation, molecular function: protein binding. The transcript has 4 exons. Bases 302 to 1513 code for a protein of 403 amino acids. Lineage: Eukaryota; Metazoa; Chordata; Mammalia; Primates; Cercopithecidae. The record is from RefSeq and is a predicted model, not a curated record. Gene Ontology annotation, biological process: protein import into peroxisome matrix, docking. Gene Ontology annotation, cellular component: peroxisomal importomer complex; peroxisome; peroxisomal membrane.
GACUCUGACGUCUAGGGAGUUGUAGCCGCUGCCAGAAAUAUCGAUGAGCCUUUACCCUGAGAUUUAGAACAGGAGCUCUUUCUGGGGCAAAUACAAAGAACGUGUUUCUUCCUACAAAUUAGUAGCAUCCUCUCGCUGUAUGGAUUCAGCUGGCGAAGUAACUCAAGCCUUGUUCUGACUGCUAGGGUGGGAGGGGUGGACGGCUCGGUGUUCUUCCCGUUGUGCCUUGCGCUCGAGGUGCUGGUCUACGCUGGCCUGGACAGUCCGGGCUAGGAGCGGGAGCCGAGCGGAGGCGGAGGAGAUGGCGUCCCAGCCGCCACCUCCCCCCAAACCCUGGGAGACCCGCCGAAUUCCGGGAGCCGGACCGGGACCAGGACCCGGCCCCACUUUCCAAUCUGCUGAUUUGGGUCCUACUUUAAUGACAAGACCUGGACAACCAGCACUUACCAGAGUGCCCCCACCUAUUCUUCCAAGGCCAUCACAGCAGACAGGAAGUAGCAGUGUGAACACUUUUAGACCUGCUUACAGUUCAUUUUCUUCUGGAUAUGGUGCCUAUGGAAAUUCAUUUUAUGGAAGCUAUAGUCCUUAUAGUUACGGAUAUAAUGGGCUGGGCUACAACCGCCUCCGUGUAGAUGAUCUUCCACCCAGUAGAUUUGUUCAGCAAGCUGAAGAAAGCAGCAGGGGUGCAUUUCAGUCCAUUGAAAGUAUUGUGCAUGCAUUUGCCUCUGUCAGUAUGAUGAUGGAUGCUACCUUUUCAGCUGUCUAUAACAGUUUCAGGGCUGUAUUGGAUGUAGCAAAUCACUUUUCCCGAUUGAAAAUACACUUUACAAAAGUGUUUUCAGCUUUUGCAUUAGUUAGGACUAUACGGUAUCUUUACAGAAGGUUACAGCGGAUGUUAGGUUUAAGAAGAGGCUCUGAGAAUGAAGACCUCUGGGCGGAAAGUGAAGGAACUGUGGCAUGCCUUGGUGCUGAGGACCGAGCAGCUACCUCAGCAAAAUCAUGGCCAAUAUUCUUGUUCUUUGCUGUUAUCCUUGGUGGUCCUUACCUCAUUUGGAAACUAUUGUCUACUCAUAGUGAUGAAGUAACAGACAGCAUCAACUGGGCAAGUGGUGAGGAUGACCAUGUAGUCGCCAGAGCAGAAUAUGAUUUUGCUGCCGUAUCUGAAGAAGAAAUUUCUUUCCGGGCUGGUGAUAUGCUAAACUUAGCUCUCAAAGAACAACAACCCAAAGUGCGUGGUUGGCUUCUGGCUAGUCUUGAUGGCCAAACAACAGGACUUAUACCUGCAAAUUAUGUCAGAAUUCUUGGUAAAAGAAAAGGUAGGAAAACAGUGGAAUCAAGUAAAAUUUCCAAGCAGCAACCAUCUUUCACCAACCCAACACUAACUAAAGGAGCCACGGUUGCUGAUUCUUUGGAUGAACAGGAAGCUGCCUUUGAAUCUGUUUUUGUUGAAACUAAUAAGGUUCCAGUUGCACCUGAUUCCACUGGGAAAGAUGGAGAAAAGCAAGAUCUUUGAUAUCUUUCAUGUUUGCUUGCAGUUGAACAAUAGAGUACUUUUUAAAAUUAUUUCUCACAAAGAAAUGAAUGUACAAUCCAAUGAAAACAUUUGUUAUUGGCUAUUUCAGGUGUUUUGCUGCUAGAAAUUUAAUUAAAGUUACACACUAGUAUGUUGGUCUGGUGACCUGGUUACAUUUUAUUACACACAUUAUUGGACCAUAAGGACAUUUGUUUCACCUAGAUUUUAAGAUUAUGGAGACUGCUGUCAUUUUCAUCUUACUUAGAUCUCUAGGUUUAUUGGAAGAGUAAGAUUGAUGAACUAUAGCAUGCACAGUUUGGUACAGUAGGGAUCAUUAAUACUUUUAAAAGUUCUAAAUUAAUUGACUUGGAAUCCUUAGAAAUGGAAUGAUAACAUAUCAGUAUGAGAACAGGCAAAAGGUAAAUUUUUUUUUUACAACCUUAAGUAAUCUCAACAAUAAAAUUUUCUGAUCUGUAUUAUAUCCAGUGUUGGGUUUAUAUUUUCACCCACAAACAACUGACACUGCUAUCUUUUACUGUAUUUUUAAAAAUUUAUCUUGAAAAGGUCACCCAGAAGCAUUCUGAAGAAGAUGGUUCUAGAAUGAUAGAGUAUGUAGCCCUAAUAGUUUUCCCUCCUAGCAAAAAGUCUGAAAUUUAUCUUUCUUACAAACUGUUCCAUUUCUUCUAAGGAUCACUUAUUUAUUUAUCUCUUUAAGCUGGGCAUGGUGGCUCAUGCCUGUAAUCCCAGCACUUUGGGAGGCUGAGGUGGGCAGAUCACCUGAGGUUGGGAGUUCGAGACCACCCUGACCAACAUGGAGAAACCCCAUCUUUACUAAAAAUACAAAAUUAGCCGGGUGUGGUGGCACAUGCCUGUAAUCCCAGCUACUCGGGAGGCUGAGGUAGGAGAAUCACUUGAACCCGAGAGGCAGAGGUUACAGUGAGCCGGAGAUCUCGCCAUUACACUCCAGCCUGGGCAACAAGAGAGAAACCCCAUCUCCAAAAAAAAAAAAUUAUUUAUCUCUUUAAAAUAUGACUAGUUUUCAUACUGGGUGAAUCAGAAGUAUAUGAAAGGUAUACUUUCUUUUCCUACAACAAAUACUUGAGUUCUUUUGAGUUUGCACUUAAUGAUACAAUCAGUUAUAAUAGUAAUUUUUAAUCUUUUCAUAGAUUUUUUGCUUCUACCUUGUGUGAUUUUUUUUAAAUUCCAUAUUUAGGAUGCUCUGUAAAUAUUGAAAAUGUGUCACAUUGGAUACAUUUUUCUUUUAGGUUUAAUUUUUACUGCUGUGACUUAUUUAUAGUCUCAAUGCUCAAUUGCCAUUUAGAAUAUGAUAAUCCUCAUGCCUAUAAUCUCAGCACUUGGGGAGGCCAAGGCAGGUGGAUCAUCUGUAGUCAGGAAUUUGAGACCAGCCUGGCCAACACAGUGAAACCUUGUCUCUACUAAAAAUACAAAAGUUAGCUGGGCGCAGUGGCAUGCACCUGUAGUCCCAGCUACUCAGGAGGCUGAGGCAGGAGAAUCACUUGAACCCAGGAGGCAGAGGUUGCAGGGAGCUGAGAUCACGCCACUGCACUCCAGUGUGGGGGAUAGAGCAAGACUGUUUCUCAAAACAAAACAAAAACAAAAACAAAAACAAAAUAAUACGAUAUACUAUUUGACAUGUUUUUUGGUUUAUAAUGAUUUUAAAUGCAGUUAACUUUCAGUAUGCUGAAUAUUGCCCCAGAAAAUAGGAAACUUCAUAUACUCGCUGUGAAAGUACUACAGAGUAAUACUAUCAGGAAUACAGGUGUAUAAGAAUACAUUUAUAGACAUUGUUGAAAACUUUGAACUAUUUGAUAAAAAUUGUGAUUUAGUAUGUUUUUCUUUUUCUUUUUCUUUUUUUUUUUUGAGAUGGAGUCUUGCUCUGUCGCCCAGGGUGGAGUCCAGUGGCGCAAUAUCGGCUCACUGCAAGCUCCGCCUCCCGGGUUCACACUAUUCUCCUGCCUCAGCCUCCCGAGUAGCUGGGACUACAGGCGCCCGCCACCAGGCCCGGCUAAUUUUUUUUGUAUUUUUAGUAGAGACGGGGUUUCACCAUGUUAGCCAGGAUGGUCUCCAUCUCCUGACCUGGUGAUCCACCCACCUCAGCCUCCCAAAGUGCUGGGAUUAUUAUAGGCAUGAGCCACCACGCCCGGCGGUUUAGUAUUUUUUUUCUAAUAGACUAUGUUCAACAAAUAAGUAAUUCUCAAAUAGUUCAGACUGAAACAUACAGGAACCAAGUACAUACCCAGCAUAGAAGAACUUUACUAAAGGCUUCUUGGAAAGCCCUUUUUUGAAAUGACAGUAUCAUAAGUAACAUAUCUUUUAAAAUAGAAAUCUUGACCCAGUGCAGAAAAAUAAAUACUUUAUAGUAAAAUGUAUUUAUCUUUGGCCAAUUUUCCAACACCCAGGUAUUAGCCUUGAAGUUGAAGAGAUAAGUUUUCUUGUGUAUUAUUUUUCGUUUGUGUUCUACAAUUAAAGGUUCUGCUUUGAUUUGUUAGAUAAUUUGUAGAAAUUUUGUUCUCAAAACAAAUUUUUGAUAAAUUAUUAAAUUUGGGGUUGAGAUGUCUAAAUUGAAUGCUAGAAGUAAAGUAGAAGUGACCACUAUUAAAGAUGUAUAGGGAGAAGAGUAUAGCACAAAGUGAUACAACAGUGGCACUUUUGUAAGGGUGUUUAUUGUUUGGUUAAGUCUGCUAAAUUAUAGUAUGCAUUAUCUGGUGACUAUUUGUGUCUGAAAAUUCCUUUUGUAUUAAAAUUCUGGAGAAGGAAUUGAGAACUAGAAUAAAGAGAAAUUUUGUAACCUUUUUUAUCAUGACAGUUUUAGAAUAAUUUUUUUAGCUAAGAUAAAUGUUCAAGGCUCCAAUAUUAUUUUUAGGAACUUAUUUAAGGAGUGCUACUUUACAGAAAUUGCUAACACACCAAAACAUUUUUAAUUAAAUAAAAUAUGUUACAAUAAUAAAA